AUGACUGAACCCGGCAAAGAACAAACUGAGCCAAAGCCAGCAGCGGCGGAAACUCAGCCAUCAGCUAAGUCCAACAAUAAAAAGGGAAAACCACCUAAAAUGUCUAAAGAUCAAAUAGCAGCCCAAAAAGCAAAGACACGUGCAGCGAUGGAAGAACUCAAAACAAGUAUGGCGGAAGCACAAAAGCAAACACUGUUAAAGGAAGCCGAAAAAAAUCAAAUAAUUGAAGAUGAUAAAAAAGCAAAAGCCGAUACAGAGCAUCAUUCUCUCUUGCAUGAUGAACUUAUUCGCCAAUACAGAAUCGCACAACAGGAAGUUGCUGAUUUGGAGACAGUUAAGGCAAAUGCUGAGAGAGAUAUAGAAGAAACGAAAGAAGCAUGUGCCGCACAACUUCGUGUUUACCAGAAGAAGGUCAAGCACCUUAUGGCAGCCAAUCAAAACGAAUUUUCUGAAGCAUACUACCAAGGCGAGCAGCAAUUAUAUCAAGCUCGUCAAGAACAGCUUAUGGCGCAAACAGAUCCAGAAAGAACUGUUGACCUUAUCAGGUUCGACAAGAAUCACAUCUAUUUACAGAACGAAGGAAUCUUAACGAAAUUACGUACAGAGCAAGAUCGCGUUUUUACACAACUCAGAGAAGCCUUUGAGCGCAAAGUUGAAGCCAGCCGUGCAAGAAAUGAGUAUCGCACAGCUGCAAUGCGUGCUCAGCUUGAAGAACAAAGAAUUCGCGAAACAGAAGAACUGGAGCGCCACAAAAACGAACAGAUCAAGCAAUUACAAGAGAAGCAUGCCUUGGCAUUCGAUCACAUCAAGCGUUUCUUCUCAGGUGUUACACAUAACAAUCUUGAAGUCAUCAAAAACUCCAAAGCCAAGAUUGCCCAGUCCAAGACACUUAUUAACAGUGUUAGGAAGGAUGUUGACGAGAGAUUUGCUCGCCGGCGUGAGUUAGAAGAACCUCUCAAAGCCAUCAAAGAAGAAAACGAGAAAUUACAUAAGGAAAUCGAUGAUUACAAGCGUGCCAAGUCCAAACUUGCCCAAAACAAGUCAAAGAUCAAAGUUCUCGAAGAAGAGAAGCGAAAUCUCCAACUCGCCCAAGAAGUUCUUGAACAGAGAUUCGAACAACUCGAGCAGGAAAGAGACGCUCUCUACGACCAGUUUGAAACAAGUAUCCACGAUGUCAGACAGCGUACAGAGUUCAGAGCUUUCAUCCUCGAACAGAAAGUCCAGAAAAUGCACGAAGUCCUCGAACAGAAGGAAAUGCAGUUGCAACAAGUCAUGCAGAGAAAAGGUCUCGAUGCUACCGCUAUCUCUGCAAAGAUAGAGGAUGUCAUGGCUGUAAAGAACGCUAGAAUCAAUCAGCUCGAAGUUGAAAUUAGAAAGGUACAAGAAGCUUACAACAACAUCUACAAAUCUUACCAGGCAAAGAUGCUAGAGUACGGAAUUCCUCAAGAAGAACUCGGUUUCCAGCCAAUGCCGCAAGGAGUCGCUUACUGUGUUGAUGAGGACCCUGAAAAUGACGGUGAAGAGGAUAUGCAGGAGUAG
Molecule: messenger RNA, 1539 nt
Organism: Trichomonas vaginalis G3
Lineage: Eukaryota; Parabasalia; Trichomonadida; Trichomonadidae
Product: positive regulation of protein localization to cilium
Exons: 1
Coding region: 1-1539 (512 amino acids)
Biological process (GO): cell motility
Cellular component (GO): Golgi apparatus; microtubule; motile cilium
Molecular function (GO): small GTPase binding; microtubule binding
Source: RefSeq, a predicted model, not a curated record